Molecule: messenger RNA, 2497 nt
Organism: Cynoglossus semilaevis (tongue sole)
Lineage: Eukaryota; Metazoa; Chordata; Actinopteri; Pleuronectiformes; Cynoglossidae
Gene: exo1
Product: exonuclease 1
Exons: 13
Coding region: 157-2358 (733 amino acids)
Biological process (GO): mismatch repair; DNA recombination
Cellular component (GO): nucleus
Molecular function (GO): DNA binding; metal ion binding; 5'-3' DNA exonuclease activity
Source: RefSeq, a predicted model, not a curated record
UAUAAGGAACCGCACCCCAUCAGUUUUCCAACCAAUAGCAGCAGGAGAUACUGACUCACUGCUUUUGCCGCUAAAUCUAAAUCCGGUGCACUGUAGCGCUCUUCUCUCCAUUCACUGUUCUGUGGACAAAGUUCCACAAAAAAACGACUUCUGAAAAUGGGAAUCUCUGGACUACUACAGUUUCUCAAAGAUGCAUCAGAACCAAUUAAUGUUAAAAAGUACCGAGGUCACACGGUGGCUGUGGACACGUACUGUUGGCUACACAAAGGGGCAUUUUCCUGUGCUGACAAGCUGGCCAAAGGAGAACCGACUGACCAGUACGUGCGGUACUGCAUGACACUUGUGGAGAUGCUCCUGACCUAUGGCGUCAAACCCGUCCUGGUGUUUGAUGGACGCAAUCUGCCAUCAAAACAAGAGGUGGAAAAGGCUCGCAGAGACUGUCUGGUGGCCCCUUACGAAGCUGACGCUCAGUUAGCCUUCCUCACUAAAUCCGGUUUGGCCGAGGCCGUGAUCACCGAAGACUCCGACCUGUUGGCAUUCGGCUGCAAAAAGGUGAUCCUGAAAAUGGACAAGCACGGCAACUGUUUAGAGAUCGACCAAAGCAACCUGGGCCGCUGUCACAACUUGGGGGACGUUUUCACCGAGGAAAAGUUUCGGUACAUGUGCAUCCUCUCUGGCUGCGACUAUCUGGCCUCCCUGUACGGCAUUGGCCUUGGGAAGGCCUGCAAGCUGCUUCGCAUUGCCAGGGACCCAGAUAUCCUCAAGGUGAUCAGAAAGAUGGGUCAGUACCUCAAGAUGGACAUAGUUGUUCCUGAACAUUACAUCGAGGGGUUCACCCGAGCCAACAACACCUUCCUGUACCAGCUGGUCUUCGACCCAGUCAGGAGGAAGGUCGUCCCCCUCAACCCAUACCCAGAGAACAUUGACCAGUCCACGCUCAGCUAUGCUGGAUUUAAUGUCGGAGACGACAAAGGUUUGCAGAUGGCCUUGGGAAACAUCGACAUCAACACGAUGGAGAGGAUCGACAACUUCAACCCGGACAAGCCAGCCGCUCAGUCCAAGCACCGCAGUCGAGGCUGGAGCGACGCUCCCGCUACCACAGGUCGCAGCAUAUGGUGCGCCGGUCCCGCGUCGGCCUCUGCUGUGCAGCCCCGUUCACCUGACUCGACACGCAGACCGGCGUCCACCAGGGGGAAGGAGAGAGUGAUCAGCCUGGGCGGUCUGCAGCUGCCGAGCCGAGAGCUGCAGGUGAAGAGGUCGAGGGAAGAGUCCGGUGCAUCAGACAGAGACGUGCUGCAGCAGUACUCCGCCAGCGGUCUGAAACGAUCCAGGCCCGACCAACAGCCGGGAAGAACGGUGAUAACUAGAACGCGUAACUGUUUCGCCACGCUGCUGCAGAGGAGGAACCAAGAAGCUGAGGAGGACGAUGAUGGUCAGCCCACACGCAGCAGGUUCUUCGGCAGAUCCAGUUCCGCGGCCAGUCCGAGCACCGAGGAUCCCCCGCGGGAGGACGUUCCUCAGAACCGUGUCGCUGUUAGUCCAUGUGAGGACAAGGACGGAGCCACGGACUCUCCGAUCAUUCAGGCCACUGACAGCGAUGGUCCCGAUCCACUUUCCUUUGACACGCCCAGCCCUCCCGGCUCGUCCAGCUCGACGUCCCCCGGUUCGGCGUGUCACGGCCUCAGACUCUUCCACUGGUCAGAACCGCCGCAAACACGCACGUCUACCGCGGGCCUGACCGCCCUGCAGCAGUUUCAGUACAAGAAGGAGAGUUCUCCGUCCUCCCCCAAACUCCACAGACUCUCAUCUCAGUCCUCCACCAAUGGAAAUGCAGAGGACAACCUGUCCUGCUCUCCUCCAUCACAGGACAGCGCCUACUUCUCCCAAUCCCAGCCCGACGACACGUCCUCCCAAAAGGAAGACGUUUCCGACUAUGCUUUCUCCUCCUCGCGCCAAGAACUCGUCACCUUUGAUGAAAACACAGCGGUAAAAGAGAAGAGUCCGCCGCACUCCAAAAAACGAUCCGUCAGCUUGGGGUCAAAGGUUUCAGGUCUGUCAAAGAUAAAGCAUGAGAGCCACAAUCGAGCCGCCAAGUCCCCAGUGUUGGGCCCAGCCAGGGUCAGUGGACUGAGGAAGAAGUCCGUGGCAUCGGGGAAGAAAAUCUCCUCUCCUAACAAUGAGAACAGCCCCAAUGUCCAGGCCACAAUCAGCAACCUCUGGAAGAACUUCAGCUUCAAAAAAGAUAACGUCAUAAAGGUGACGUCCUGCCGGGAAGGAGAGUCGAAGCCCCUGUCUCCAGUCAAAGACAACGUCCAGCCCAGCACGACAACAGACACGAAGUUAAUCAGCAGCUGCUGACGGAUGCUCGGGAUGUUUCGCGCAGCCGUCGUGCGUGGGAGUGAAACUUUUAAACACGUGUGCGUGUCCGCCUCCAUUUGUCAAUAAACUGUCUAAGUAUUUAUGUGUGUUUUUUUUAAUAAACUCAACUGAUCCACGU